AUGGAGGCUCUUUCCCCGCGCUCGACAAACCAGAUGAUUCGGCCCAAACCUAUUCCCGAGCGCAAAAUGACCGACAAGAAUGCCGCGGCUGGUCCCGUGCAGAAAUCCUCGUCUUCCAAGAACCAUGCCGACCCGCCUCCAUCUUUCGUACCGGAGCCGGAGGAGGGUGGAGAGCGAUACUCGAUCGGUGGCUUUUUGGGGAAAGGGGGUUUUGCAGUUUGCUAUGAAGGGACACUCGCUCGGAAUGGUCGGUUGUUUGCCAUGAAAGUGGUCAAGUCACAAAUGCCCCAGAAAAAGAUGGAGGAGAAGUUCCGAACAGAGCUUCAAAUCCAUUCCAAAAUGCGCCAUCCCUUUAUUGUUCAAUUCUACCGAGCCUUCGCAUUCGAGCAAAGCACCUACGUUGUUCUAGAGCUAUGUCCGAACGGAUCAGUUAUGGAUAUGGUGAAGAAACGACGGUCCCUCACCCUACCCGAAGUACGACGGUUCAUGAUUCAACUCUGCGCUGCCGUUAAAUACCUCCACAAACGAUUUGUCGCUCAUCGAGAUCUGAAAAUGGGGAACCUGUUUCUUGAUCACAACAUGAACAUCAAAGUCGGAGACUUUGGACUGGCGGCAAUGAUUUUGUCGGAUAAGGAUGCGAAGCGACGAAACACCCUAUGUGGCACACCAAAUUAUAUUGCACCGGAGAUCCUUGAUAAGAGCAAAGGUGGACAUACCCAGAAAGUCGACAUUUGGUCCUUGGGUGUCAUCUUUUUUGCCAUGUUAACUGGCUACCCCCCCUUCCAAUCGAAAACACAGGAGGAGAUUUACAAGAAAGUGCGGAGCUUGGCAUAUGUCUGGCCGAAGGAAUCGGACCAUUCGAACUUUAUCCCCGAGGAGGCCAAGGACUUGGUCAGCGCCUGCUUAAACCUGGUGGACGAGGAACGCCCCGACCCCGACGAUAUUGUCGAGCAUCCGUUCUUCGACAUGUACGAUGGUUGUAUUCCCCGCCAACUCGAUCCCUCAUGCCGUUCCAACAAGCCGGUCUGGCUCAAGGACCAAGCGCCGCGUGGAGACUCUAUGAUGAGUGGAUAUGGGUUGGACUCUGAUGAGAAGCUACGAUCAUAUGUAUACCAGGUUGAUGAUCCCGGGCAGAGGUACCAUUCUUGCAAGGCUGCUUUCUACUCACUGUGUGGAGUCGGACGAAAGCCCGACGGAACGGCGCGCAAGUCUGUUGGUCGCAACUGCUCGAAAUCGGCGUAUUCGGAAUGUGAGACCGAGGACGCCCGCGGCCUACGCCCAGCCGUUCCUUUGCCAAUGGACUUCGUAUAUAAAUGGCCACAUGACUUGGAAGGUGAUUGGUGUCUAGUGGAAGCUGCUCGGAGACCAAUUCGUGCAGAGAAUCCCGGCCUCGAAAGCAGUACUCUAUCUCAGCGCAGUACGGCCUCAAUUCGCAGCAACAGCACUGUCGCGACCUCGAGAACAAAUGCGGCACUCGCUGCCGCGCACCAACGCAGACUCGAAACUCAGAACCACGCCGCUACCCUCCGACAACAAGUUCGACCGGGAACUCGAACCGUUCGACAUAUCCCAUCAGUCGAUGUACUUCCAGAGACAGCCUCUCGACCUUAUCGUGAUAUCAAGGAGGCCGAGCCAGCACCGGUAUUGGCAUCAGCACCGGCACCAGUGCCCGUGCCGGCACUUGAUAAAGAGCCAUCUGCUGGUGGACUGGCAGAGCGUCCGAUUCGUACGCGGAGGAUGGCGUCGGCAUCGAAUGCCCCGACCUUGCGUGAGACUGAAAGGAGCGCCGCUGCACCCCAACUUUCCAAGUCUACCAGCAUGCCAUCUGGCCUGACUAUCGGUAAAACUCGAUCCCAGUCGCGCCGAAUGGCCACUGGAGAGGCAGUCAAUUACCCCACGACGGCACCGACGACACAACAGAAGCUGGCGGCACUUCCGGAAGAGCGCCGGACCGUAAGUCGCUCGACAACAUUGCGAUCCACAUCUCGACCCGAUCUGAAGCUCAUGGCGGAAAGACAAAGGCCUGCGCCAGAGCUUGUUCCAAUGUCGUCUCAGCCACAACAAAUCCAACCCACACCGAAUGGGAUCAGCCGGUCCAACAGUAAGACAUCCUCGGGCACUAGAGCUCGCUCGAGUUUGGGACUCAGCCCCUUGUUCCAUCAGGAUGACCCGUACGACAUGAUUCCUGGAACUUCGCUCACUGAAGUCAACACUGAUUUGCGACUGAUGUUGUCAAAUCUUGUCAACCACGCGCCAGCUCGUCGUCGCGGUGGGCCUCGGAAGCAACCCCAUGCCUACGUGAUCAAGUGGGUGGACUACACCAACCGUUAUGGUAUUGGCUACGUCCUGGAUGAUGGCAGUGUGGGGUGUGUGUUCAAGGGAGAAAACGGGCAGCCCGCCAGCAGUGUGGUGGUGAGAGAUGGCGAAAGACAUAUUCGUCGCAAAGCGCGAAGUGUCGACAGCCCAGAGGCCAAAGGACUUCCUUACUCCGAGUCUGAGCAGCUUGUCCCUCGUCACGGUAACGCCAUCGAAUUUUACGAAAAUAAAGAUGAUGAUUUGCUUGGCUGCCGCGGCAUUCGAAGGGGCAUGGUGUCGCCUUCCUUGUUCGACUCCAGAAGCUCCAAGGUCAUGAAGAUCCGAGUGAACUCAGGAUCCGAUGCAGACAGAUGCGAUGCGGAGAAGAUCAAGCGUGUCAAACUCGUUGAUCAAUUUGGAAAGUAUAUGAUCGGCUCGCUGGGUCGCCAUGGCGACGACGGUCUUGCAGACGCGCCCGCGUCCCGGCAGACAAGCGGGCAGUUUAUAAAAUUCUACCAGCGACUGGGUAAUGUGGGAAUUUGGGGCUUCGGUGACGGUGCUUUCCAGUUCAAUUUCCCCGAUCAUACCAAACUCGUUAUAUCCCCUGGUCGCACCCGCAGCUCCUCACCUUGGAUCGAUUUCUAUCACCUCUCGCCCUCGGCAGCCCGGUAUUUCACGGCCAAGGGGAAAAUGCACCCGUCCGGCUUCGAUACACGUGCUAUUGCGUCUGACGAAGCUGCGACCUUCAUCAGCAUUGCAAAUGGCAGCUCCAGUAAUUCGAUCGAGGAACGCAUCCGCGAGAUCCUGGACGCCAACUCAUUCAUGGAGAAGAUUGGCUUUAUGAAGGAAGUUCUGAAAGGCUGGAUUAAAUACGGGCGACUUGGUGGUCGUCCAUCCAGCAAUAAGACUCCUUCCGGGGCAGACUCCGUGGCCUCCGUGGCCCCUGAGUUAUUCUGGCAGGGAACGCAGGAACGCACACCAACCGGAGGCCAUGGAACCAAAUUUGUUUGGGUUACUGUUGGAGCACCGGAUGGCGAUGGAGAGUAUCGAUCUGUGAUGCUGAAAGAUAGCGACCGCGACAGAUUGGAGAAGAGAGGAGGAAUGAGCGGUGUGGUGGACCAUGACAAGGAGAUGGAUGUGCUCCGGGAACGAUUGCGGAUGAUGGGCCGCGAGUGA
Penicillium waksmanii is the source of this 3471-nucleotide messenger RNA. Its product is annotated as CDC5/polo family serine/threonine-protein kinase. Gene Ontology annotation, molecular function: protein binding; ATP binding; protein kinase activity. The transcript has 3 exons. Gene Ontology annotation, cellular component: nucleus; centrosome; cytoplasm. The record is from RefSeq and is a predicted model, not a curated record. Bases 1 to 3471 code for a protein of 1156 amino acids. Gene Ontology annotation, biological process: mitotic cell cycle; regulation of cytokinesis; protein phosphorylation. Lineage: Eukaryota; Fungi; Ascomycota; Eurotiomycetes; Eurotiales; Aspergillaceae.